This is a messenger RNA of Mycosarcoma maydis (corn smut), 708 nucleotides long. RefSeq lists its product as uncharacterized. The record is from RefSeq and is a predicted model, not a curated record. NCBI's taxonomy places the organism in Eukaryota, Fungi, Basidiomycota, Ustilaginomycetes, Ustilaginales. The coding region runs from base 1 to 708 and encodes 235 amino acids. The transcript has 2 exons.
AUGAAGAUGCACCUGUCCAAGUACGUCGGCAUUGUUGUGGUGUUGACUGUGCUUGCAGCUGCCAACAGCCGGGGCAGGCCGACGCUGUCUCGCUUUGCAGCACAAGGACAAGCGACGCUGGAAAAGGGGAAGGCAAUCGCCGCCGAUAGCUGGGCACGACACUCGGUAUCUGGCGCAGAGAUUGUGCAAGACUUGGCCGAUACGCUAGCCGACGAUGCGCUUCAAGUCGGACGGUCAGGUGGAUGGAUUGUGUCACCACGUAGCAUCCAAUACAACCCAUACAGCGAUGCAGAACACAGUGGAUGGCCGGUCGCAACGCAUCCCACAGAACCGCGACUGAGUCCUCCACUCGACUUCCCGAUCACCUCGGAUUUCCACGUGUGGACCUCGGUCUCACCUCGUCGCUCGAUCGAUCCGAGUGCUUUAUCGCCUCCACGUCGUGAAUUCGAACUACGUACAGAAAACGAGCUGGUACCUCGGAGGUCAGCGCAUUCUGCCGGUGUGCAAACGGCCGACAGUGCACAAGAGAAACUUGGACGCAGCCAGAGCCAAAAAUUCACCAGGCUCGCCAAGCUCGCCAAGCUGUUCAGGCGAAUAUCGCACCGUGCGUCGUCGAGCUCAGAACCAAAGCCAACGUCAGAGCUUUUGGUCAAAGACGUUUUAUUGUCAUCGUUGGGUAGAGCGAGUAGCCGUGACAAUCCUGUAUAA